Messenger RNA from Scomber japonicus (chub mackerel), 723 nucleotides. It is a transcript of the gene col24a1, whose product is annotated as collagen alpha-1(XXIV) chain. The coding region runs from base 1 to 723 and encodes 240 amino acids. Gene Ontology annotation, molecular function: extracellular matrix structural constituent. The transcript has 10 exons. Lineage: Eukaryota; Metazoa; Chordata; Actinopteri; Scombriformes; Scombridae. The record is from RefSeq and is a predicted model, not a curated record.
AUGGUGGGGGCUACAGGUAACCAGGGCAGGAAAGGUGACCCAGGACCCAAAGGACAGCUAGGGCAAUCUGGAGAUCCGGGAAUGGUUGGUUUGCAAGGCUUUCCAGGACCUAAGGGGCCAAAUGGUGAUUUUGGUUUGAAAGGUUUCCUUGGCCCAAAAGGCCCUAUGGGUACUCUGGGAUUCAACGGACCUGUAGGCCCUGAAGGAAUGAUGGGCCCAAUGGGAAAACCUGGGCCAAAGGGUCCAACAGGAAGCAGUGGUGAAAUGGGGCCCCAAGGACCUCAGGGAAGUCCAGGACCCAGUGGACCCCCUGGUGCUCCAGGUCCAUCAAGGCAGAUAUAUGAUGACUCCACAUUCUACAGUCUAUCUGACUCUAACGCUGCCCUCAGGACAGAGAGUUUCCAGAACACUGAGAUGAGCCUGCCAGACCAGAACUCUGAGAUACUUAAGACUCUACGUUACCUGAGCAGUGUGAUUGAGAGCAUCAAAUCACCUCUGGGCACAAGAGAGAACCCUGCUCGUGUCUGUAAAGAUCUGCUGGACUGUCAUCACAAGCCAAACGAUGAUUGGUUCUGGGUUGAUCCAAACCUAGGUUGUACUUCAGAUGCCUUUGAGGUCUUCUGUAACUUCACUGCAGGGGGGCAGACCUGUUUACAUCCACUGGCCACUAAUAAGGUAACACUGGCCCUCUUUACACCUGGCUUUAACAUGCAUCUUGGGUGA